AUGGCGUCCGUUCCAAACUUUCCACUUUUUGUGAUGUUUGUUACCGGAAAUGUAUAUCCUGGUUUAUGCUCAAAGCGUCUUUUGAUUGACAGUUCCUCCAUCUUAAUCCAGUUACAGGAAGAGGUCCAGCAGCUUAAAUCUGCCGUGACUUCACUGCAACACGAAAACAAGGUGUUAAAGAACCAUAUGGGAGGUAGUUCCACAUAUGUCAGAUGGGGAAGACCACAUUGUCCUGCUGUAAAUGGUACUAUCCUUGUGUAUUCAGGAGUUGCCGGUGGGUCUCGGCAUACGACGCACGGAGGCGGAGUAAAUCCAAUGUGUUUGCCACAUGAUCCUUCGUUUUUAUCUAGUAGUCAGCUGACUCAAGAUGGUUAUGCUGAUGCAACGAUGUAUGGUGCGGAGUAUCAAUUCAACUAUGGGAAAAUUGCCAUUGAUGAUGAUGUACCAUGUGCCGUCUGCUAUGUUCCCGCCACUGUGUUGAUGAUCCCCGCCAGAAACACCUGUCCCCCGGGUUGGACAAUCCAGUACAGCGGUAUCCUAACAGCAGACAGCGAUCAGUUUAGUCCUUCUGAAUACUUGUUAAUAGCUCUUCUGGGAGUGAAAUUGAGACCAUCGAAGUUUUCGCCUAUUUAUACUGCCAUUUUGGAUGGCAAGAUAAUUCGGUCCAAGGCGCUUCGUGCAGAUGUCAGCUACGAGAGUAGUUGA
Saccostrea echinata is the source of this 705-nucleotide messenger RNA. RefSeq lists its product as uncharacterized. The transcript is spliced from 4 exons. Lineage: Eukaryota; Metazoa; Mollusca; Bivalvia; Ostreida; Ostreidae. The record is from RefSeq and is a predicted model, not a curated record. Bases 1 to 705 code for a protein of 234 amino acids.